Molecule: messenger RNA, 7848 nt
Organism: Ceutorhynchus assimilis (cabbage seed weevil)
Lineage: Eukaryota; Metazoa; Arthropoda; Insecta; Coleoptera; Curculionidae
Source: the annotation of a GenBank genome assembly
CUCCCUGCGACGGUUUUCCCUGCAGGUUACAACCUGAACCGUUUCAAGACCAACAUACACCGACAUUUCCGCGCACUUGCCGCUUCUCGAGCGUGAUAGGACAUUUCCUUGCGAGUGCGCAUAUCCGUAUCCGUAAAAAAAAAAAAAAAUCAUUUGAACAGAGAUUUGGACUACUCCUACGGGAAAGCAACGGAAAACCGGGGUCGAAUGAAUCGAACCAGAGUCCAUUUGCGCAAAGUUGGCAACACCUACCUGUAACACGAUACAUUUGGCAACGGCGUAUGCAACAAAAAAAUUAACCAAACAACCAAACUGAAACUUUUUCUAAGGUUAGGAGAUUUUUUUUACGAAAAUUUUAAACUUGGUUUGCUUCACCUAAUCCAAAUCAUAAAUUUAGAAUUUGAAAUCCUCGAAAAACCAAAAUGGGUGUCACAGUUCUCACUCAGUUUCCUUUAGAAAACCGUUCUGGCCCUCAAACCGUCGACAUCCUCAAUAAACGAAUUAUGGCUCUAGGAGCCAUCCAACAAGGACAAUUUUUGGUCGACUGCGAAACGUACAGCUCAGUGCCAGCCCUCGGACAUCAGAGAACCGUCCAUGUGUUGCACAACUCAGAACAGCCGGCUACAGUAUUCUCCCUUCUCGAUACUGGCACUAAAAUCAUCCCUUUGGCUACUGAUGGGCUGUUCGACUUGCUUAUGAUGAAAAUGUCUAGUUUUUAUCAGUCGAAGAAACAAACCAAAACAGAGUCAAAAGGCCCCAGGUAUGAGAUUGGCGAUUUUUGCGUUAAACUUGGUACAGUGACAGUGAGCAGUAAUUUUAAAGGAGUCUUGGUUGAAGUCGAGUAUAAACCCUGUGUAGUGCCGGCAAUGUGUUGGGACCUAAUGAUGGAGUUUAUGCAAGGAUUUUUGGGGUCUUCAGGGCCUACAACACCGGCACAGUUCCUACAGAAUCGAAUGCAAGAGAUUUAUUCGCCAAUAGAUACAAUUCAGCAGUAUUUGGAGCAUUUUACCAACUUUAGGAAGUUACAGGGUGCACCAAUGAUAAUGAGACCACAAUAGUAGUGUAUGUAGUUUAUGGGAAUAGAUUUUAUUCGGGGCAAGUUCGACAUAUUUCGUAUUUAUUUUAUUUUAACUAAAUCAAGAGAUUUUUUUAUUGAAAAAGUAUUUAAAACAAAUUUGAAAGCAAAAUAUGUAUUAAUUCACGUUUGUUGGGAGCAAUUUAAAAUCAACGAUCGGGAUCGGCGCGAGGCUAGAAUAUGUGCCUGUACGCAAGACUAGAGUAUACAAAUUUCUUGCCUUAUCCAUUGAAUUAUGCAUUAUUUUUGGAAAUGAUUUUAAAUGUAACUUAUCAGUGACUAUAAUUCACGUGUGCUGUUUUCAAAUUGGAGUACUACUAAUAUUUAUAAUCAACUUAAUUCACCACAUUCUUGAAUUACCUAAUGCUUAUUUAAAAACCAGUUUAUUUUGUAAAAUGUAAAAUAUUUAAAUAAAAACAGUGGAAUCAGCUGUUUUCAUUACAGAUUUCUGUAAAAUUAUGUACCGACGCCACUGAUAAAAACUAGUUUUAUAUGGAAACGAUUUGAAAAAAAUAUUUCACAAAUUGGCUACGCCGCUGAUAUGACCUUGGCAAUUCAAACUAAAUUUCAGAAUUAACCCGAAAAUUGUUUAUAUGGAAAUGUAUUAUUAUUAUUAUUUUUUUUAAAUUUGUAUUUUCAACAUUAUAAUUGCAUUGAUAUUCAAUAAAUUAAUUUGGGGCCCUUUUAAACAAAAUUUUCAUAUGACCCCCAAUGGCGCCAUCUGUCAAAUCGAAUUCAAACUAAACCGUUGGAGUCGGCCAUCAUCUUUUCCUCGUGUGAAAUGAAAGUGUCCUCGCCAAAAAAAAGAUGUUAAAUCCUUUUUCCAAACAAUUCUCGUCGUAUUUCGCCAACUAAGUGAUAAAACCGUGCAAAAAUGGACAAGGAACUCAACAGUAGUGAUUCGCAAACCAACCAGGACCCCAAAGAAGGGCGGUCACUGGUCAAUAAACUAAAGCAAAACGUCUCUGAAAUAAUCAGCCAGUCCCCUCUAUCCAAAUGGUUCCGCAAAGACAGCAACACAACGCCAGUGUCUACAACCAGAAGACGUCAAGACGAUUCAGAAGACGAAGAAGACCUGCAAGACUUUCAACCGCCAGCCAAGCGCACAAAGUUGCCUCCUCCUGUCACAAAAGAAUCACUAAGCCUGAAUGUCAGUGAAGCACUGAGUCCGAUUGCCAGCAACAAUGUCAAGAAGCCAACCUUUAGACAUUUUCCUGAGCCCAUCGCUGGACCCAGCGGAUAUCAGACAAGGAAACUGCUUAAUAGUACACCAUUUGUUUCAAAUAGAAGCCACAAUGAAAUAGGAAAUGCUAGUGAUAAUAAUAUCUUCAAAAUGCCUCAAGAAUUAGCCAGAAAAGAAACACACUCGGACAGUGAAGAAUCUACAAGUGGAUAUUCCUCAGGAAGAUUAGGAAGUAAAGAGAUUCUUAGCCAGCAAAAUUCCAAGCAAACCUCCCCAUUAGAAACCAGCCCUGGCAAAAAUAGGUCUCUAUUUCAAAAUUCAAGCCUUUUCACAAACCAAACAAUUCCUAGCAACAGAGUGUCAAGCCUAAGCAAUCGUAAUCCCUCAUUCAACCCUUCAACGUUCGCCUCUUCAAGUUUUGCCAACAGAACUACAUCUACCAAACAAAUUCUCAGCUCUCCCUUUUACAAUGGGCAAACAGUUUAUGGUGGAGCCUCAGCCUACGGUAGAAAUACUGGAAGAUCCCCACAAGACCUCCAAAAAGUGUUAAAAAAAAGCACCAAAUUCAAACCGGUUAGUAAUGGCUUUGAGAGGCGCAAUUUAGGACUUGGCAGAACAGCUAGGAAAAUUAUGGACACUCUGGAACAAUAUAGCUCGCCCAUAAGUGAUGCUAAAAAAAUACCAGUGGCUUCUAAAAAACGUAGAACUGAAGGCAGCCUUACUAAAUUUAUUGGAGCUAACCCAUAUAUAGUCAGGGAUACAAGAAACGCGCCCAACAAGGCAUUGCAUGUACCCUCUAUAACAGACACUUUAAAACGAAAAAUGACCGAGCAAAAAACAAUAUUACAAGACUCUACAGAAGCUGUAAGGAAAAUAGCUGCAACACCUAGUACCAUUACAAAUAGUGACAAUAGUUAUCAGUUACCACCUGUGCAAAGCGAAAACAAAAAAUUCACAUCCAAAAUGAAAACUAAAAUUACAUCUGUAAGAUCAAAAAUGCAUAUUGAUGAACCUGUGCCUGAAGUUAAAUUAAAUCCAAUUAGUUUGCCUAUAAAAGAAUUGCCUAAAUUUGAUUUUCCUACAUUGCCACCACCCACUAUAGCCCCAAGUGCCAUUACCAGUACUAGUAGUACAGUAGAUGUGGCCAAGAAAUUUGAAUCCACACCAGUUGCAUCAAAAUUGUUGGCACAAAAUGAUGAAUUUAGGUUUUCUGCUCCUUUAGUGCUUGCAGAAUGUUUAAAACCACUCAAGGCAUUGAAUAACUUUACAUUUAGUGAACCUCUAAUUAAAAAAAGGAAAAGUAUACAUGCGGAACUGAAUGAUCAAGAAAAUAUAAUUGUGGAAACACAUAAAACGAAAAAAAUUAAUGGAGAUAUCAACAAUGAUAGUUUAAUAGAAAAAUUCAAACCUAAGGAAGGCUCCUGGGAAUGCUCUACAUGUCUGAUACGAAAUCAGCCUGAAAAACUCAAAUGUGCCGCUUGUCAGAAUCCCAAAAUAAAACCUAAAACAGACACUCCAAUUACAACACCAAUUACGCUGAAACUAGUGGGCAAUUCUUGGGAAUGCCCCACUUGUAUGAUUAGAAACCAAGAUGAACUUUUAAAAUGUGCUGCAUGUCAAGAAAGCAAACCUGGGAAAUCUAAUGAUGAAUCAAAUAAAAGCACAUUAUUUCCUAAACCAACAACAGAGGCUAGUUUUGAAUUACCUGUUACAAAUUCUUGGGGAAAUAAAUUUAAUAAAGCCGCAGAGAGUUGGGAAUGUCCUUCAUGCAUGAUUAUGAAUAAAAAUGAAUUAUCAAGCUGUCUUGCUUGUACUGUACCUAAACCAGGAUCUGCACCACAAACUAAAAGCUUUGGAUCAGAUUUUAAAAAGAAACCAAAUCAAUGGGAAUGUGGAUCAUGCAUGGUGCAAAAUGAUGCCAGUGCAGACAAAUGCCCGUGCUGUGGAUCUGUAAAUCCCAAUAAACCAGCUGAUAAAACUCCUGCUUUUAGUUUUGGUAUGGAUUAUAGUGGCAGCGCAGCUUUCAGCUUUGGCAUACCGCCUGCAAGUCAGAAUGCCCCCAAAACAAACGCGUCUCAGGUGUUUGGGGAAAAACGAGAAGUAAAAGCAAGUGAAACUACUACAUUUAGCUUCGGAGUUCCUGCUAAAGAAGCUGAAUCCAAGAAAGAGUCUAGUGACAAAGCUGAAAAUGUUAGCUUAAGCUUGGAAUCAAAAACUAAUGAAGUCAAACCAACAUUUACAUUUGGGUCAAGUGAAGCUACAUCAAAACCUUUUGAAGUUACUUCAAGUAAAUCUACGCCAACAUUUAGUUUUGGAUCUGCAAGUAAAAGUGAAACAACCACCAAGAGUGAAGAAGAGCAAAAAACAAGUACACCUAGUUUUAGUUUCACACCCACAAAGAGUCAAGAGCAAGUUGCUGCUGCCACAUUUUCAUUUGGAAGUGCCAACAAGACUGAAAACACACAAAGAAUCAAUCCCCUAUUGAAACCUGGUGAAAAGUUGCCCGAAAAAGCUACAGUUGCUCCUGUGGGCUUCAGUUUUGGAUUACCAAAAUCUCCAGCGAUAACAGAAGCAAAAUCAGAUAAACCCACCAAACGUACAAGAGAAGAGGAUUCAGCGCCUCAAGCCAAAAUACCCACUUUUGAUCUGACCCCUAAUGGUGAUGUGAGCAACAAAAAUACACCAUUUGUUGCACCAACAGCAAACUUUAGCUUUGGCACUGCAAACCCCAGUGCACCAAUGUUUGGCAGUAAUGCUGAUAGUUCAAGAAAACAAGAAACAUUUAAAUUUGCAUCAAGCCCUGCUAAACCAUCUAAUGGUUUCAGCUUUGGUUCUACACCAGCUGCAGCUUUUAGUGCUAAACCAGCAGAAACUAAGCCAUUUAGUUUUGCAACUCCAGCUCAGCCCACUCAAUCGCCUGGUACAUUUUCCUUUGGCAAAACCGCUGAUUCAAAGCCUGCAACGUUUUCAUUCAAUGCAGCACCAGAAAACAAGCCUGCAAAUCAGUUUUCUUUUGCUCCAGUGAAACCACAACAACCCACUUUUGGAUCAGCACCUGCGUUCAACUUCAGCGCCAACCAAAAACCUGCCAGUUUUGGUUCGGCUGGAAAUUUGUUUGGUGGAGCUCCUCAAAAUCCUCCUGCGCCUGUGAAUGGGAAUUUCAGUUUCGGUGCUUCAGAGCAGAAAGCGACCGGAUUCAGUUUUGGUGCUAGUCAAAAUGCGGGCUUCAAUUUUGGAUCUGGGGGUGCCUCUGCUCCAGGAGGUUUUAAUUUUAAUUCCGCCACACCAGCGCUGGAAGCAAGUUCAAAACCAUCAUUUAAUUUUACUGGGGGUGCUGCUAUAGCGUCGUUUUCUGCACCUCCAGCUCAAGAAGGUACAUCAGCUCCUCAAAGAAAAAUAAAAAAAGCUGUGCGUCGAACGGUACGAUAGAUACUAUGAAUGCAACCAUCUGUUAGGCAUUGUACAUAGAAAGUAGUAUCAGUGAGUAUAUAAUUGAGAUUGGAGUUUGUGGAGGCAAGUAAGAAUGAGUGAGGCAGUGAGAUAGCGCGGAAUUCGAAGCUUGGAUCGAGCUACUAUUCAGAUAUUUAGGCCAUAAGUCAAACUAAUAGCUCUGUUGUAUAACACAAAUAAAAAUAUGUAAAAAUAAAUAAUAUUUUGGCUAGUAUUGGAUGUUUUUUAGGUUCAAUAUUUAUGUCGUAUUUUUAUUGAUUUAACAUCUUGUUAAGUGGAAAAGGGCUUUGAUAGCCACAGACAUUUUUAGUUUAAUAAAAUGAGGCCUAGUUUUUUUCAUUUGGAUUUUUUAUUUUCUUACCAAAUUUAGUUGGAAAUCAAACGGGCCUCUGAAUGGAAAAACAUUCAAACUUAACCAAACGUUAGAUGUUAAUUAUCUAUUAGGAUUAUACAAGGAAUAAACAAAAUACCAUCUGUGAACAUUGCAAGUUGGAUGUGGCACAAAUUUCGGACUUUUUUUUGUAAAAUAAUUGUUGAGAAUUUUUAAAAUUUUAUAAUGAAGUGGGAUGUAAUUAAUCAUCUCUCUGAAAGUACCUACCGAAAGGGUACAAGGCCUAAAAACCCAGAUAUUCACGGAUGGCACUGUCACAUAAUAUAAAAAGUGGCAACUUUGUAGAAGAUUAAUCAAACUCGAAUUUACUUAUUUGGCUUUAUUUGAAAAAUUCUGCAAAAACUGCAUACUUUGCAAAUAAAAAAAUAUAUAUAUCACUGAUUGCUUACAAUAUUUAUUGGUACUGAAUACCAAUUGAGUUUGAUAAAUCAAGUUCACUGAAUAGAACUCCGAAAGCUACAUACUCAUUUAAGACAUUAAUGUUCAACUAAGCAUGUUGUAUACUUGUAUAGAUGAGGAGCCAGUAUUAGACUGACAAUGAAUCAUUUUUUUAAUUUUUAUACCAUCCCUAUCGCAUACUAAUUAUACAGUUUCCAUUAAACAAGAGAAUUUUGAUUUUAUUUUUAAAUUAAUAGUUGUUUGUAUUGGCUCUAAAUAAUCAACAAUUGUAAGUAGUAGUAUUUUAAGGCUUUUUUGGUCUGAUCCAUAGAAUGUAGAAUUUUUUUAUAUGAAAUUGGGCGUCCGGAAAAAAACGAUGAAAGUUUUUUUGAUAUUUGCCUAUGAUUUAAUUAUCCGGCGCUGUUGCUCAAAUCGGCCAAUAAUUGGUCGAUUGUCCACAACAGUAAUCCGGAUAGAAUAGUAAAGCCUGUAUAUUGUGACCCAAUAUACAGGUUUGAGUCCGCCGAUUGUGAGGCGUUUAACUGUGAUAUUCUUGUGGGUCAGGCCCUUAUACAAAUACCUAUGUAUUCUUAAAUCAACUUAUUGGUUAAAGGAAAUUGUUCAUUUAGACAUAAUAUUUCUAUGAACAAUUUCUUUUAUAAAAUAUAUUACAAAUUCAAUUAUAAUUAAGGUUUGUUUUUAUAAUUAUUGUUUUGGGUUAGGACUGUUUAUUUUAAAAUCAUAUUGCAUAUUGAUAUUUAUUUUUGUAAUUUUCUCUCAUAUUUUGUUCCGAAACUAAUUUAAUUUUAAGAUUUCAAAAUAUUAAAUGGUAUUAUCUAAUUUGAAGGUUGGGCUACACUUUCUCUAUUACAUCGUUUAUGGUUUUAAUACAAAAAUUGCUUUUUUAGGUACAAAUCAAAAUAUAGGAUGCUCUGUGAUCAGGCUGGUGCAGUAUUGUUUGGCCCAACCUUGAACUGUGAUGAUUGUAAAGUGCAAAUUUAUUAGGCAACAAUAGUUCAAUAUUGAAUCAAAAAAUGAAUUGUUUGUAUGGACUAACUUUGACCAUAUGAAGAGAUCUUUUUAGUUGAAUGAAAUAAUUGGUAAACUUAGUAUUUUUUCUGAAAUAUGUAUAUGAAAAAAAAAAGAUAGAAAUACUUAAUCUUCUCCUGUGCUUUAUUUGUUUGCCUUUACAUUCAUUUAGUUAAGAUUUCAAUUUUUUUUUUUUACAUUUUUCAAUAAUUUGGGUGACAGAAAAAAAAAAAUCCUAACAAUUUUAUUAUGUUUUAAAAUUUCGUUGAACAAUUUCAUGUACCUAAUUGUGUUUUAUAUAUGUUUUUUUUGGUUUGAAUAAAUCAAGUACAUAUUAUAGAA